Molecule: messenger RNA, 742 nt
Organism: Hyaloscypha bicolor E
Lineage: Eukaryota; Fungi; Ascomycota; Leotiomycetes; Helotiales; Hyaloscyphaceae
Exons: 1
Coding region: 97-672 (191 amino acids)
Source: RefSeq, a predicted model, not a curated record
CAAAUACUACAGUACGACUCCAUCUGGGACUGCUUCUCGGUAUCCACUCUUCAUGCACAGCUUCCCUUCCGAGAAACCGAGAGCGGCGAUGGCUGGAUGUGUGAUUGUGACGGUGACCUGUGUCCUGCGUCGAACGACGAGGAAAAGCGUCUUCCAGAAACCCGACUUGGGGUCUGUUUCUCUUGGACAUACGGUACCCUUCGUAAUCUCUCUCAACUUCCUUCUCAGUCCCCGAGGCACUUUUUUAGAUUUUACUGGGCCCCAACUCCACAGCUCGGCCAGCGUGUGAUCCAUGCGUUCGUACAUACCAGAGAGUUAGACAAGUACCACGGGUACUUACCCGCGACCCCGUACCCCAUACAGCGAUUAGAUAGCGAGUCCCCCAGCGGCAGCCUUGAUAAGUACUGUAAUGUACUGGACUGGACUGGACUGUAUCAGGCAGAUCACACCGCGAAGUCUCGCCCUGUACCUUGCUUGGCGAUGACGGUGAUAGCGAAAAGGCAUCCGCGGCCGAUGAUGGCGGCGCCCACUCGCGCAUGCCGUCCACCAGGUAUGCCAUGCAUGCAUCUGGGGAUGCAGAGUCUGCGCUGCGGAACGUGGAUGGAUAAGUGCUUCCUGCGGCAAAGCUUCCUUUGCCUCUUUAGCUCAUGGCUCGUGGCUCGUGGCUUUUGAGUCUUGGCUCGUGGCUCUUGGCUCUUGCCUCUCGGGCCAGACUGACAACCGGCUCCGUCGCGGCGAGUCG